AUGCUAUCAUGGCUGUUGAUAGCAGGAUGGAUCCAGCUCAGUUACAGCCAUGCGAUAUACGCUUACGACACUGAGCGAACAAUCCAAGUCGGCGCCCAAGAUCAGACUACAGGAAAGAUCCAUUAUAGCAACUGCAACAGCAAAGACACACCCAUUUUCCCACUAGGCAAACCCAACAUCCUAGACGCAAAAGAGACACCGCGAAAUGGUACUGCACUGGCAGCGCAAGGUUGGUGGGACUUUGGCCAAGAAACCAUCAUUGCACGUUUUGCAUCUAUCUUCUGGCAGACUAAAGAUCAUGCCAUUGUAAACGGAUACUACACUUGCGAUAUGAAGACAGGGAAACUUGUUCGCAAUGGAGAGUAUCGUAUCUCGGAAACUGCAGAAGUCAGCUCUAUCCACAAUGAAUCAGGUCUUGCGGUCGACCUUCUGGGAGCCGACAAUGGAUAUCGUGUCUUUUAUCACAACGAAUACAGGAAUGUCAUGAUGUUGCAUUAUACCCAGUUCACUGACUGGACUGAUGGUGGAUUUGUGUCGCAGGACAAUGCAACAGGAAUAGCGCUCGGAUCUGCUCUCAUUGACAAGGAGAAUAUGACAGUCGCUUUUCCUCAAGGUGACGAGGAUAUCGAGGUAUCUCGCUUGGAGAAAGCUGGACAAUGGAGAUUAGACUCCUUUCCAACGAAUCUUGGAGGCACAUUCACCAAUGACUCUACAAGUGUUACCCCAGUCAACCUCCAGUCAACCCCCAGCUUUUCGCUGCCAGCUUGGAACUCAUCCCUCGAAGCCCUAGCCUCAGCGAUAGACCGAUCCCGAAAGCGAAGCAUCUUCUACAUUGGCACCGACAGAAAGCUCUACGAAAUUGAAGCAAAGAAAGACACAUGGGAGAUAGCAUCCAAUCAGACCAGUAAAGCUUGGCCCCUCGCUGAUGACCCCAACUCUGGUCUGGCGGUAGCAUACAACCAGCCCGACGGCAAAGUGUGGAUGUACUACUGGUCUAACAAGACCAUUGUACAGACAUACAGGAACUACGAUGGAGACUGGGAAGAUGCAAAAGCUUUGCCUCAGGAAGAGCCGCGCAAAACUGACACUAGCAAACCGGCAGAGGAUGAUACUUCUUCCUCCUCGGGCUUAAGCACAGGAGCAAAAGCUGGAAUAGGCGUUGGAGUCGGUGUCGGCGCUCUUCUUGUCGGUGUUUUGGGCUGGCUCUGGAUGAAGCGCCGCAACAAGAAGAAGGCCUCUGAUGCUUCUGAAGCGGGGCGAAGUCCUACGGAUUCGAACUUUACGGAGGUCAAAAAGAACCCUUUGGAGAUGGAUGGUCAUGGAAGACCUGCUGAGUUGUACAAUGAACCUCCUGUUUAUGAACUACAGGGUCAGCAUGCGAGAGAAUGA
Molecule: messenger RNA, 1389 nt
Organism: Fusarium pseudograminearum CS3096
Lineage: Eukaryota; Fungi; Ascomycota; Sordariomycetes; Hypocreales; Nectriaceae
Exons: 3
Coding region: 1-1389 (462 amino acids)
Source: RefSeq, a predicted model, not a curated record